Molecule: messenger RNA, 3109 nt
Organism: Mauremys reevesii (Reeves's turtle)
Lineage: Eukaryota; Metazoa; Chordata; Testudines; Geoemydidae
Gene: RDH10
Product: retinol dehydrogenase 10
Exons: 6
Coding region: 786-1817 (343 amino acids)
Cellular component (GO): lipid droplet
Molecular function (GO): oxidoreductase activity, acting on the CH-OH group of donors, NAD or NADP as acceptor
Source: RefSeq, a predicted model, not a curated record
GGUUUCCCAGCCGUGGGUAUAUAGCGCGCGGAGCGUGGAGAUGCUCCCUUCCAACCAGUGGCGGGGUGCAGAGCGCCGGAGGAGGGAGCUAGGCAGGGGCGAAGGAAAGGGAAACCCGGCGCCUAGUUCCCCGGCUGAGCGGUGGAGGUGGCCCCUCACCCUGCGCUAGUGAUCGCUUCUCCUCAGCCAGUGCCAGCGGCGGCGAGGGGGGAGCUAGCCCCGGCUGUCGGCAAACUUAGGGCGGCUCGAUUGGGUGGCUGAACUUGCUGGCUGGCGUUCGGCGAGGAGCUGCCGCCCUGGGGGAAGGAGAUCUGGUAGCGCAGAGGGAGCUUGUUCCUCUUCAAAGUCUCCCUGUCCUCAGCCCUGUAGCCAGCGCUGCAGGCACAGCGGCUCCCGAGCAGCCAGAGGAGGCAGCAAGCGCCGCGGUUCCCAGGCAGUAGCAGCCCCAGGUGCCUGCAGGCAGUGCGGAGCCUGGACAGUGCUUAGUGUAGGGGAUAGUGGGUCCCUAGGCUGCUUCUCGCCUCCUUUCCUCCUCUGGCUGCCGCUUUGCGCGGCCCCUUGCUCUGUAGGCUGAGCGGACUGUGCCACGGUUGCGGGUGUCCCUUAAGUUCAUUGGGCUCCGCGCGGCUUUUCUCGGGGGGCUGAUCUUUGCUCUUUGGAGAGGGGCUGCGGGACCCGUUGGAGCACAGCAGGCAGGCGCCCCUGUACUAGGGCACCGGAGACGCCCCUUCCCGCGGUAGGCAGCAGGGACUGUAGCUGAGCCCUUGGGGGACAGCGCUGCAAGCAUGAACAUCCUGCUGGAGUUCUUCGUAGUCACUUUCAAAGUGAUCUGGGCGUUCGUGCUGGCUGCGGCCAAGUGGCUGGUGAGGCCCAAGGAGAAGAGUGUGGCGGGGCAGGUAUGCCUCAUCACCGGGGCAGGCAGCGGCCUGGGCCGCCUCUUCGCCCUGGAGUUUGCCCGGCGCCGAGCGCCGCUGGUGCUGUGGGACAUCAACACCCAGAGCAAUGAGGAGACGGCAGGCAUGGUGCGCCACAUCUACCGGGAGAUCUCCGAGGAGGCGGCUGCCGCUGCCCGCCAAGCAACUGGAGAUGGUGAAGAAGAGGUGCUGCCCCACUGCAACUUACAGGUUUAUACAUAUACCUGUGAUGUGAGCAAGAGAGAGAAUGUCUACUUGACAGCUGAGCGGGUCCGCCAAGAGGUUGGAGAGGUCUCAGUCCUGGUUAACAAUGCUGGUGUGGUCUCUGGGCACCAUCUCCUAGAGUGUCCUGAUGAGCUUAUUGAAAGGACCAUGAUGGUUAACUGCCAUGCACACUUCUGGACCACUAAAGCAUUCCUUCCCAAGAUGCUGGAGAUGAAUCAUGGACACAUUGUGACAGUUGCAAGUUCCCUGGGACUGUUCAGUACUGCAGGAGUGGAGGAUUAUUGUGCCAGCAAAUUUGGAGCUGUGGGUUUCCAUGAAUCUUUGAGUCAUGAAUUGAAAGCUGCUGACAAAGAUGGCAUUAAAACAACCCUGGUCUGCCCUUAUCUUGUAGACACAGGAAUGUUCAGAGGAUGUAGAAUCAGAAAAGAAAUUGAGCCUUUCCUUCCACCUCUGAAACCAGACUACUGUGUAAAGCAGGCUAUGAGAGCUAUCCUUACAGAUCAGCCUAUGAUUUGCACCCCUCGCUUGAUGUACAUGGUAACCUUCAUGAAAAGCAUCCUGCCCUUUGAAGCAGUUGUGUGCAUGUACCGGUUCUUGGGAGCAGACAAGUGUAUGUACCCUUUCAUUGCUCAAAGAAAACAGGCUACAAACAACAAUGAAGCAAAAAAUGGAAUUUAACACUGUUUUGUACAGACUGGCAUUUGUAGCUGAAUAUGAUCAAAAAUGUUACAUGACUGAGUUCUGAAGUGCACUUGCAUCUAGCUGAUGCAAAUGUCAACAUUUUACUGUGGCAUUCUCUUUGAUCUUAAACCUGUGUAUUGAACUUAAAAAUCAAUGGGGUUUUUUUUUUACAUGCUGUAAAUAAACUGACUAUAGAGUACUUGGAAAAUGUGAUAGGUAAAGUGAAUUAAAAAUGUAGCUACCACCAUUGUCCUUUAGACUGUUACUGUAUGUACAGUAAAGCUAGUUAUACUACUUUUUGUAGAGAUGCACUGUGUGAGAUCUUUUCCUCAAACUGCCAAUGUUUAAACGCUGUCUACAACUAGAAUAUGCAGUGUUUCAGAAAUUGCUUUUCCUUUCUCUCUGUAUUAAAACAAAAUCAUGCAAUUUAAACUACUCCUACGCAUGGCCUUUUUAGCAAAUUCAAGCACUGAUUAUGAAUGCAUCUUUCUACAUGUUAACCCAAGCUGUAAAGGACCCAUGGCUGACCUGUGGUGUAAUUUUUAUGUAGUGACUGCAUGCCUUCUGUGUUUAAAAAGGAAUUUGUAAAUCUCCAAUUCAAAGGCAAAUAGAUGUCUUUGGAAUAUUUUCAGAGCAAAGCUGUAUUGGGCAUCUUAUUUUCUUUUUCCUGAGAAAUGCGGUCUGUGGUUUAAACCAUCCAACUCUUUUUCAAGUCACUUGACCUGAAAUGUGCUCUGUGUUCUGUCCAUCACUCUGGAUGGCAGGCUCCUGCCCUUAUAAACUACAUUUUUUUCUUCCUUCUUAAUCUUCCUUCCAUCAGCCCCACUGCACCCGCAUCACCACACCCUCUGAGGAAGUUGUAUUAAAUUUCUGUAGCUGGGCUCUUGCCUAAAAUACAAAGCAACUCCAGAGAUACACAUUGUUUAUGUAAGUCCUGGUUUUGUGCCAACUAUUAGCAAAAGAAAAAGAAAAUAAUGCUUGAUGCAACUUUACAUGUGGAAUAUGGAAGGGUGUAAAGACUUUUUUUGAAAGUUGUAUUUGCAUUGUAAAACAGCAAAUGACAUUUUUACAGUAUUUUUUGUAAAGCAAACAAUUUUGUGCCUUGAAUUUGGUAAUUUGUGUAUUAGUGAAACAUUGUAAAAGUGAACUUCUACCUCUGUAUCUUAAUGUAUACCAUCCACUUGUAAAUUACUAUCAAACAAAUUAUGUGAUUACUUUUUUAGAAUGUCUUGUUAAAUAGUGACCAAUGUUUGUUUAUUAAAGUGAGCCACCUUUUACUUAAACUGUGA